GUUCUAGGCGGCGCGAUCAGCUGACGGGCCGAGCUCUCCUCCCUCAGUGAAGAUGGCGACGGUGAUGCAGAGGCAGCGCUCUCGGAGGAGGCUCGCGGCGCUCACUUUUCUCUCCAAUAUCUCUCUCGAUGGGACACACAGGGACACGAGGCUUUCCCAGUAUGGUCGGGGGGGAUUCCUGGGCAAGGUGGCAGGACCAGAGGUAAGGGCGGAGAUACUGGACGAGAAGGAGAACCGUGAUCAGGUCAAGGAAUCGGAGGAAGGGAGGACCUCGGGAGGGAAGGAUUUCCUCAUUGGGAACUCGGCUUCCGUCUGUCGCCAGGAAUCCGUAGGGGCGUCGCAGGAUCUUGCAGAUGGAGGAGUUCAAGGAGACAAAGGCGUUGGUGGAGAUGGAAACGUCAUUCAUCACACCGUUCACUUCAGAGACAGGACAAACACAAACAACUCAGAGCUUGGUGACCGUCCAGGUGUUCUAAAGAAACGCAUGGGUCUGCAUCACCAUCCGUUGGUUGAUAAGACACAGUGCUUUAGCAGUAAUGAAAGCUUAGGAGCUCCAAUACCAAAUAUUGGAGGAGGAAGAACCAGAAAGUUAUCCAGCAGUGUGUCAGAUACAUCAGGGCCCCCCAGCAAAGAGGUCAAAUUUAUGAAGACAGGACACGAUCUACAAGUCCGAGAUGAGCGAGUAGUUUUGAUAUCAUCCCACAAGAUACCUUUCCACAUCUUUUCCUCACUACCAUACAACAAAUCUAAGCUGGGAGGACGAAAUGACCAUCAUGGAAGAGGUGAAAGUGGACGGCGGCGUCAUCCAUCAGGGAACCGACCCCUCUCCACUAUCAGUGACAGUGUGGAUCCUGCUUAUAUUCUAGGAUUAGAUCGUUCAGAUGAAGUUGGGGAGGUGUCAUACAGUGAACUUCUGGUUCCAUCUCGGAGUUUCUUCUGCAAGCCUCGACGUCAGCAGUCAGAGCACAUAGAACUUGGUGACCCAACGGAGCGUUGUAUGCAUCCAGGUGUUGCUCGGUGUUUCAGCUAUGAACCAGCAACACACAAGGCCACUGCACAUUAUAUUCCACACUCACCCCAUGGACAUUAUGACAAAGGUGUGGUGUCUGGCUCUUCUACCAUGGCCGGCUCUUUGACCUUGUUGAGAGCAUUAGAGACGGGUGAACACAUGAGUAGAAAGGGUUGUGCUUGUGACUUGGAAGAAUGGCGUUGCCCAACUGUUGGUCAUGCAGCAAGUAUACAGUAUGUGCCAAAUAUGCUCGAUGAUCCUGAGUUACGGGCUGGCAAGCAUCGCAAAUUGCUGCGGUUUCCAUCCUACAUGACAUCUGUUAUGGAUUAUACUAAACCUUCAGAAUUGAAAAAGGAGUUAAAUGACAAGUUCCGUGGAAAAUUUCCUCAUAUACAGUUGACUUUAAGUAAAUUACGAAGUUUAAAACGUGAAAUGCUGAAGAUCGCCAGGCAAGACUGUGACAUAGACCUCCUCACAGUGGCACAAGCUUAUGUUUACUUUGAAAGGCUGAUACUCAAGACCAUUGUAAACAAGCAGAAUCGAAAGUUGAUUGCUGGUGCCUGUCUCAUUCUCUCCGCCAAGAUGAAUGAUGUUAAAGGAGAGACUUUGAGUAAUCUCAUUGAGAAAACAGAGAGUACCUUCAGGCUGAACCGGCGUGACCUCACCCAGUGGGAAUUUGCAGCCCUAGUGGCCCUCGAAUUUGGGCUCCACCUCCCCACUUGGCAUGUGAAUCCACACUAUCAACGGCUGCUUUUUGAGUCCUGACGAAAACACCGCGACGUCAAUUAUUCGCAUACCUUGUGAUGAUCUGCUAGAAAGUGUCGUACCAUUAGUGGGUGGUGGAAAAACUAUGGCUUGGCUUCGUAUAGCACUAGAAGGUAUAUAGUUUUUUGGGGUUUGUUUGCUCCUCUUGUUUCCUUUUGUCUUUUUCUUUACUUUGAGUGUAUGCUAGUUAAUGGUAGAGGAGAGUAAGUUGUUUUAUGUUGAUAAUAAUAGGAUGAUUAUUAUUUUUUCCUUGCUGUUGGGUGUUAUUAUUAUUCUAAUAUA
Molecule: messenger RNA, 2056 nt
Organism: Penaeus monodon (black tiger shrimp)
Lineage: Eukaryota; Metazoa; Arthropoda; Malacostraca; Decapoda; Penaeidae
Product: CDK5 and ABL1 enzyme substrate 2-like
Exons: 10
Coding region: 53-1774 (573 amino acids)
Biological process (GO): regulation of cell cycle
Source: RefSeq, a predicted model, not a curated record